ACUUUAUUUGAAUGAGAAAGUGUCCUAAAACUUUUGACAGGGGGUGUCUAUGAAACUACUCAGAAUUCAGCUGCACAUAUCUGCAAUGUGGAUUGUAGAUAUUUGUAGUGAGAAACUCUACACGCAUGACUUGUAAAAGUGAUGUAAUUCAUUCUGAGUACAAUAAUACACAUAUUUGAAAUGAUAACUGUGGAUGGGAAGAAUGACACUGUGGAUAUCAGAAAGGGUUUUUUUUAAGGAAAAUUUUAAUUACAGAUGCUUGCAGUACAUACCAAGGCUAGAUAUUAAGUGAUUAAACGGCUUGCAAUAGAAACAGAGGCCUGUAUACCUGUUUUCUGACAUGGUGUAGUGAUGUGGCACUCAGACACUGACGACAGAAAUUCCCACCCUAUGAUUCAUCAUCCAAUAGAUUCUAAAUCCUGUUCAAUAAUUAUGAAAUGACAAUCGCACUUCUAAUUUAGCUUGAAUAUACCUGUCUGUCCACUUUGACGCUGAUUAAGACAUGGUAGUGUUGAACCUUUCGUCUGUUUGCACGAGAAACGGCAGUGAAUUAAGAACUGUGCUCCAUCUCCUAUUUGUACAAAUAAAGAACAAAUUCAGCAUUCAAGGGAAAAUUACAGUUUAAACAACAAAUAAUUAACCAUAAGGCAUAUGUCAUAGAGUCCCCUUAAUAGUUUUGUGUUACUGUUGUCACUGCCAGAAAAGUGAAACAAAAGUUUUGCCCUGCAGGUGUUAGCAAAAAUGUUGAAAAUGAACUGUGUCCAGAUUUUAAAAUGUGAAUAUUUGCUGAUUUUCUAAGUAGUCUAUGAUAGCAAACUUAAUACCUUUGGUUUAGGACUGUUGGUUGACCAAAGAAGACAUUCUAGAAGGUCUGGCAAUAAGUCAGGAGCUCCUUAAAGGAACUCUUGAGGUAAUGCAUUCCACAUUUUGAAACUGGAUCCUCGCUCCCAUUCAGCUCCAAAGGCAUUAGUGAAGUCAUGCUGACGUUCUGUGAUAAGAAAGGCUGCAAGUUCAAGUUCCAGUUUGUAACAAAGAUGUUGGAUGAGACUGAGAUCAGAACUGAGUGUAUGCCAGUCAAACUGGUAAACUGUUUCUUUUAUUUAGCUGGGGUUUUGUCACAUUGAAACAGGAAAGCAACCUCCUGAACUGCACAUCAAGUUUAGAGAGUCUACAGUAUCAUUGUGCAGUGGUAAUACCAAGGAUGUGUCCUGUCUCCAAUAAUUGGAAAAACAGUCUGUUUUUUACAUGCACCCACAUACUUAAUGCCAAACGGUGUGUCUUUUAAUGUUCUUUGAAUUCAAAUUGUACACACAUAGGGUGUAAUUAAAUUCCAAUGUAAAUAAUCAGAAGCUCUAAUGACACCGUUCCAAUUUAACUCGUGCCACCAUUCGCUGACAGAAGCAGCAAUUUGCAAAGGUUGUUUUUGCCUUUGAGAGCAAUUAAAAUGUAUAGGCCAGUGGAAAGCCUCUGCUCUGAGCAACAUAUUAGUCAGCAAGAAAGUAAAUGAAUCACACAGCUACAUGCUACACUCUGAAGGAACUUUUCAUCCCGUUUCAAGGAUGAUGACAAAUUAUCUCAUUAAUUUGCAGUUGCAUUGUUCAUACAGCUCCUUCCACUUCUGACAUUUUGCUCUUCGGUCCAACAGCUCCACGUGUUUCAAGUUCGCUCUGUCAGACAUGACUGCGUAAACAUUCAAAGGCAUCUCCUGCAGCAUCAACAAGAUUGUGAAAGAUUGUUUUUCCUUAAUUUAAUCAGUUUGUCAUCAAGAGAAUAACUUGUCUGUCUUGUACAUGUCAGGAAAUGUUCUUGUUUUGACUUUAAACAUCUUACUUUAUGCCUAAAGCCUCCUCUACUCAUCACGGUCUGCCUCCUUAGCAUUACACGCACCAGAGCUGACUGAAACUCAAAAUGGAAAAGGAUGACAAUGCAAUAUACUCCAAACCGUGCGUGCCAGAUUUGCCUAUUAAGUACAGAAGUCAAAAAGGAAGCAGGAAGGAGAUAAGACUCAGAACAGAGAAGCAGUGAAGCAGAGAGAGCACCUCUGAGACCUGACACACAAAGAACGGUCUUAGCGCCUGAGCUGUCUCUUUAUGUCUCUAAACAUUAAUUCCGUGCUUUUCUAUGGCAGACACAGAAACAGGUUAUUGAACUGACAGAGAAACCGUUGAGAAUCUCCUCCCCGAGCUGCAGAGUAUCAGGAGCCGGAGUGGAGCAGGAGACGAGCAGAGAGCCAGCCGAGCCCCUGCAGACAGGGGCCGAGGUUUCGUCCCUCCCUGAACUACAACAGACGGCUGCAGGCGAGCCAAGCGCAUCAGCUCCACGGGAGACCCUUGCUUGCAUCACCUCCAUCUAUUUUUAGAACGACUGCAUCCACCUUUUUGUGUCUUUUAGGCCCCUUCUACAUUCUAAGUGUUAUUUCAAGUGCAAACUGUUGCAGGAGGUGCAGGAUUUUUACUCCUUCAUUGUCAGUUUUGCGCUCAGUUUCAUCAAGAAGCCUCCAUCACAGCUGAGUCUGACUACAGCUCAGUCAUGCUACAUGUGAAUUGUGCAGAUGGAGAGCAAACACAGAUUGCUGUAUUGCAGAGAGGAACAAUCAGAAGAGAGCAGGUUUUUAUUUCAAACAGAGUACAGCAGGUGCUUCCACUGAUCAGUUCCUCCUCUCUGACUCUCAGGCUGGAGUUGUUCGAAUAAGUGAAAUCAUCUGUUGUUGUCUUUGACUGGAAUGAAAACAGGCGCCUGGUAUAUCUCCUGCUUUAUGGAUCCUGUGAGAUUAUAAUUAGAAAUGCCAAUAAUGUGCACAUUGUGCUUAAGAGAAAAGAAGCAGGAAAUGAGACUGUCAGUUUCAAUGAUGCAGGCGUUUCCCUGUAGUUAUUUUUUGGUGGAAGAUAAUGAACAGUUCCAGGCUUGGCUCGACAGCAUGUCAAGCAAGAAAGACUGUGGAACGGCAAUACAAGCAACAGCUUGGUAAAGACAGGCUCCGUCGACUACCAGUGUUGGCCAGAUGGAGGGAAGAAAAGGACCAAGAAGUGAUGUGACAGAGGUGAGGAAGCAGUGUGAGUCCAAGGAAAUGAGAUAAAAGAGAAGGGAUAGGAGGUGAGAAUUAAAGGAAGGGUGUGGAAAUGGUGUGACUGUUAUGCACUGUCAGAUUUACUGAUCCAAAGGGUGAGCAGCUUAGCAUCGAAAAAAAAAAAACAUUUAGCUUUCAUACUGUUAUUCAGGAUCCUUGGGAAUAAUGAAACGGGGAAGAAAAUGAUGCUGUGUUUGAAGUGUCCAUAUUGUGCAUAGCAAGGAUGUGGGAUCUAGAAUAGAAAGCAGGCGUUGUGUGAGAUUCACAGGAUUGAGAUCACACUGUUUUACCCUUUUGAUGCAACACAAAAGUCUCCUUGAUCUGUAUUAUGUGCCCAUGUCAGCAUCCAGGAAAAAUGACUCUGAUGUCCAGCUCAAAAUGUGGUUCCAGAUGUCGUAAAUUCACCAGGAGGUGAAUAUCCCCAGGAUUAAGCUGAGAUGCUCGUGUAGACGUACGUGUUUGGAUGUAGUAUAGAUGAUGUUCAGACAUUUUUCUGCAGCUAACAGCAUUGGAUGAUAACUCCCUGUCUGGGAUGGACAUUUUUAUCAAGAUGUCAUGCAAAUUUCAAGCCAUCCAUCAUUUUUAUAUAACCCCAGUCUGGAGUCAGAGUCACGGUGGCAUCACAAUGCCAUCCAGUGGACGCAUGGAGGAAGCGUACAGGCGAACGUUUGCUUCUGUUCGAGGAUGGUGAAGCAAAAAAAAAAUUAUGAAAGAUAAGGAAGGAAAUAUAUUUGUUUGAGCAGCAGCACAAAAAUCUAAUCAAGUUGGUGCCCCCCCCACACACACACACCCUCAUUAGCCUCUCUAUCAUUAAAGCAGAUGAAACUAUUUGAAUCAAUAAAACAGAAAGCUACACUAUAUACAUAAUGUAAAACAAUUUAAAUUGUUUAAUGAAUUGUGCAGAUUUAAAUGAGCACAAAUGCAACUCUGAAAGCCCUGCUGAGUAGCACAGUAUUUUACCUUUAAUUGUAUGUUUAACUACCAAUAUAUACUGUAUGAUUACUAUCUACUGUAGAGCAAUGUUAGUGCAUCCAUAAUAACUGAAAAAAGGUCACCAGUCAAAUCAUGAGGUGUUUGGUUUUACAGUAUUAAUAACACUAUGGCAUAUUAUUGAAGACAAGCUGGAACUGUAAAUCUGAAUGUGCAACAUGUGGAUUGAAUAGUGGAUAGAACGGCUGCUGAGUAAUAAUGUAGAUAAUAGUAACUAUGACAUAUUUAUGUUUAAUUAAACUGACAAAUAGGAUUAGAAAUGAGUUUUGCACCUGAACACCACCUGCUGCUGCUGAGACUCUGUAUAAGUCAGUUAAUGUGCAAGCAGAGAAGUUUAAAUAUAAUGCAAACAGUGCUGAUGAAUGACUGAAACAUCCGGCUUCUGUUGCUCUAAUUGGAAGUUUGUUGGAUUCAAACUUGAAUUUGACUCAAGCAAAUGAAAGAAAUCCAUGUUUAACCACUUUGAUUACUGUGUAUUAUAUGACAACACCGUGCAGCAAAAAGUAUUUGCAUUUCAUACAAAUAAUAGUGAUAAAUUCUUUGAAAUAAGCACUUGAGCUGAGAAGUAAUAAUGUUAGAAAAAGAAGUCAGGCUCCUCAACUCUCGUCAAACUUUGUUCUACAAAAUUGGUUUGUCAAACACUCAAAUAUUUGCUCUUUGGCUCCUCUAUUUCAGGAGACUUCACUUUUUACAAAAUAUUAUGUACUUAUACUUAUCUAUGUUCUUAUGCAAGAAUUCCAUUUUUACUUCAUAAGACAGUCAUUUAAUCUUUUCAGCCAGAUAUAGGGGUCCUAACUAAUAAAAAUCAACGUGUUUGGUUCAAAUUUCCUCGUUACAGUCCUGCAGAGCAAAUCUGAUGUAUAUUAUGUCAGUAGAGGUAAUCGAUAACCCUCCAUCCAGUUUAAAAUCAAUUUACAAAAACAUUUGGAACAUCUGAGCUCAUCCGACACAGUUGUAAGGCAACAGAAGACAAAACAAACAUUCAUCUGCAACAGUCUGCUGCCUUCAUUGUUUGGUAUUAUGAGCAAAAUGAAUGAAUAUUGAACACAUCGCAGGGAACAAAAGGUGAAUCUGCUCAAAAACCCCUGCCGCAGUGUAAAUUAUAAUUAAAGACAUGACUUGGGGCAGACUGUUUCACUCCUGUGCUGUCUCUUGUGUUGGAUCUCCUAGCAACAGAAACCUGUUUACCUGCAAACCCAGCACAAGACUAGAGGUGAGCUGGAGUUGCAGGUGCGUCCUGGGAGUAAGUUAAGCUUCGUCCUCGGUGACAGAUUAUUUUUGCUUGGGUAAUUUAUAUUCAGGUUCAAUAAAAGUAGCUGUAACUUCACUGUGAGAGCUCCGGGUGUUUGUGCUCACUCCCACUACAUCUGACAGAGGGAGCACUUAUUGCAUUAUUUCCCACAGACUGUGUUACCACUUAUUCACUGAGCUCCAAGUUUGGCUGGAUUCUGUCAAAGCCACAAAACACAGGAGUUACACCUUGUUUGCUGCUUUCAUUUGUGGUCACAGCAUUGCCCACAUACCCGGAGGAUUUUUGCUAUCCGUCACUGUUGUCACUGAAGGUUUCCAUUACAGCAGUCACAGAUGGCUGAGCAGGGGAGGAUUGCCACGCCGACUGUUGGAGCAACUGACAGGAGAGGACGACUGACCAGCAACAUGCUGCUCAACGCUGCUUAUGGAAGGAUGAGCUUCACUUCCUGCCUCGGACGUCCCAGUAAGACGGGCUUUACAUCAAACCAGAGACCAGCGAUUUACUACACGCCCAGUUUGGACCAAACCGACAACCCUCAGUUUGGACUCUCAUUAUCAGACAGUUACAUGUCUCAGACUAAACUGCACUACCAGCCUCACAUCCAGUCUGAUUAUUUGCCAAACAUCAUUAACAAACCCAGAGACAGCGGCUUCCUUCAGACGAGGACUCAGCCGAAAACAGCAGCUAUGGAGGAGAAGACAGAAUACCAAAGAUCGUUUCUGGACUUUCCUCUCCCUCCUGCAGUUUCUCGGUACCAUGUGACCGUGGGUCCAAAAACAGAAACCGGUUUCACUGAGGGAAGAGAUCUCACAUUUUUCACCUUUCAGGAGAAAAACAACUGCACAGAUAAACCUCCUCAGGCUCACAGCACAGUGAUGAAAAACGACUUCAAACCACCGUCAUGGCUGCAGGGUACUGAGGCAAUACUGGGGGUGUGUAGCCGUUCUUGUCGAGAAUCAGGAUUCACACAAGGUGUCGCCGCUCCUUUGGCCUGCCCAAGUUCCCUCCUGCCAUCACCUGAAACUAAAAGCAAUGCACCAACUCUGAAGGCCAUUGGGAGAAAGGAGCCCACAGGGUUUCUUCUAGCAGCACAGAGCAACCAAAUUUUCCCUAAAACACCUUUAGAUGGUUCACACUUCUCUACGCAUUACAAGAGCACCUUCUGCCAUCACGCUGACUUGGAAAAGCUGAAAUCUGGUCCUACUUGUGCAGGAAUUAUCAGCACCAAAAUGGACAACAGCUACACUCGUCGGGAAAUGGACAGGUUCAUCUUUAGGGGUUAGACCUCCUCGCUCCAGUGAUGCUUCCUGCAGAGCUGCUCACCACAAAAAUAAAUGCUUCCUAUUAUGUCUUCUAA
Messenger RNA from Acanthochromis polyacanthus (spiny chromis), 6666 nucleotides. It is a transcript of the gene saxo4, whose product is annotated as protein phosphatase 1, regulatory subunit 32. Gene Ontology annotation, molecular function: phosphatase binding. Lineage: Eukaryota; Metazoa; Chordata; Actinopteri; Pomacentridae. The coding region runs from base 5642 to 6592 and encodes 316 amino acids. The record is from RefSeq and is a predicted model, not a curated record. The transcript is spliced from 11 exons.